Molecule: messenger RNA, 435 nt
Organism: Trichoplax adhaerens
Lineage: Eukaryota; Metazoa; Placozoa; Uniplacotomia; Trichoplacea; Trichoplacidae
Exons: 5
Coding region: 1-435 (144 amino acids)
Source: RefSeq, a predicted model, not a curated record
AUGUCACCACUAAAAAAAAAAAGGUGGAAAAUCGCCCAUUUUGCCACUACUAGCAUUAGCACAGUUGGAGCUGCUGUAUCCAUCUUUCGGUUGGUUUUCUUAUAUUCAAACAGCCAACAAACUUCCAGGUGCAAUGUUUGCAAGCUACAACUUGCUUAUGAAUACUUUGGACAACGGCCUCCUUUUGGCAAGAAAACGAUUGCUCUAUUAGAAAAUGCAUACGUCAUUCAUGAUCCCUUCGAUGCAGAUGGUAGUCAUUUAAUCCUGGGAUCGCAUUGCUCUGAAUGUGGUGCUGCAGUUUGUGUCGAUCAGAAAUGCAGUCUAUUUUACGUUAAGCGUUUCUGCUGUCAAUGCUGUAUUGCACGAAACGAAGACUUUCCUACUGAGGUGCAGAAGGAAAUUAAGAAAAUGAAAGAAUUGAACUCGAAAAAUUGA